This is a messenger RNA of Anoplopoma fimbria (sablefish), 958 nucleotides long. It is a transcript of the gene tmem70, whose product is annotated as transmembrane protein 70. Gene Ontology annotation, biological process: mitochondrial proton-transporting ATP synthase complex assembly. NCBI's taxonomy places the organism in Eukaryota, Metazoa, Chordata, Actinopteri, Perciformes, Anoplopomatidae. The transcript has 3 exons. The coding region runs from base 48 to 785 and encodes 245 amino acids. Gene Ontology annotation, cellular component: mitochondrial membrane. The record is from RefSeq and is a predicted model, not a curated record.
AGAAGAAGACCGGAAGCGGAAGUACUUCAGCGUGUGUGAAAUGCAGUAUGUCAGUGAGGGUCGCUAACCAAAUAACUAUGUUUUCUGUGAAUGCUCUGCGUAGAAUACGACACUGUGUUGUCGCUCAGUCCCUCAGUAAGGCUCACUUUACGGCAGCCCGACAUGCUGCCCCGUUUAACGGAGUGAGCAGGAACCAGCUCGAUGCUGACACAAGGUCCUUCAUCAACCUGAACAGCAAGGUGCAGUCCAACUGUCCCUCCACCCGAUGUUUCUCCACCGCGACCCCCUCCGAGGAUGGGAACCUCAUUUACUCCGGCAGCCUGGGUAAUGCUGUUCGAGGGGUGAAACUGUUUUCUUAUAGCACCAGCGGGACCAGCCUCUUUCUAGUGCCCCACACCCUCCUGAAGACCGGACUAGUGGUCCAGAGCUUUGCAUUGAAAGCCACUUUCUGUGGGGUCAUUGGAUUCUUCACCUUCCUCACCCCUGUCCUCCUCCACCUCAUCACCAAGGGCUACGUGGUCCGGAUGUACCACAACCCUGACAGAGACACCUACACAGCCAUCACCUACAGUGUCUUCCUCACAGAAAAAAAGAAUGUGUUCCACCAGAGGCAGGUUAGGAUCCCAGCUAUAAGCAAGAUGUUCACCACCUUCUAUGCUGACAAAAUGGGGCUACUGGUAAACCCGGACAUGUUCCCAGUUCCACAUGACUACAACCACCUGAUGGGCUACGAUAAGCCCUUCAGCUUUGACUCAGACCAAAUAGAUAAACCUGAUGAGAGCUGAACUGCCAACAGUUUGAAUGUGGUGUUGGUAUAUGAAUUAUAUCCACAACUCCAAACUCAACCGUGCAUACAUUCACAUUUCAAACCAGGGUGAAACAUGCACGGGGCACUUAGCAAUGAUUUCUCAAAACAGAUUUCCAGAUCUUUGUGUCAAUAUUUUGUUGGAUAUUUCAU